AUGUGGGAAGGCGGGUGGGCGGAUGGACGACGCCAGAGACGGGAGACGGCCUCCGCCAGUGCUUCCCACCCACGUCUCCUUUCCUCGCUGUAUCCUUCGGGCGUCAUGCGCAUUAAGUUGCCAGCUGAGUGUCGCACAUCAUUGUUUGUUUGUGGCUAUGUGAAUAUGUCUGUCUACGUGGUCUUCACGGGGCGCUCCAUCUUUGGGGGCGCUCCUCCGCCAAUCCCCCCACCCACGCCGCCAGAAGAAGUCAGCGAUGGCGGCGAGCACAAACAAACACACACACACACGGAGAGCGAGAAGGAAAAAAGGAGCGCCCUCCGCGGCAGCAGUGAAAGCGGCGAUGGUAGUGGCUGUAGUAUUGGUGGGGGUGCUGUGGCGUCUGCGCAGGAGGUGUGA
Trypanosoma rangeli is the source of this 399-nucleotide messenger RNA. RefSeq lists its product as uncharacterized. The coding region runs from base 1 to 399 and encodes 132 amino acids. The transcript has a single exon. The record is from RefSeq and is a predicted model, not a curated record. Lineage: Eukaryota; Euglenozoa; Kinetoplastea; Trypanosomatida; Trypanosomatidae.